UAUUUAUUGAAGUUAUUUAUUUUCUAAGUUAUAAAUAUUUAUUUUUACUUCUAAUUAUUAAUUGAUAGAUACAUGAUUUAUAAAAUAGUGAUAAAUAUUUGUGAUGACUGUGUGUCUAAGGCCUCAAUACAAAAUGGCUCAUUUUGCAAAAUGUGAUACCAACCAUCCGUACUACGCAAUCGCUGCAUUCCGAAUGACACAGAAACCGGAAAAUAGACCUGUCACUGUGGGAAGUAUAUAUUGGAAAUUUGUUGCACACAAUUUUAUCCACAAAAGGAUUCAAGAUUCGGAUGGUGGAUUUUUCGAGAACUUAGGAACACUGUUAGCAGAAAAAGUUCGAGCUCAAGAACUUGCAGAAGGACCAUUACCAAUAAAAUCAGACAAAAGUGAUGAGGAAGAAGACGUAGUCGGCGAAGGAGGAAGUAUAGAAGAACCAACAGAAGCUUUGCUCGAAUCAGACAGCGACAGAGAUGAAAAUGAACGGGCUCUGGAUAUUGUCAUUGGCUCUGUCGGCUGGAAUAUCGAAGAACUUUACACGGCUCUUGUUUACAUGACGCAACACCAAAUCGGCUAUGAUGUUACAAAUGAGUGCGGACGGGAAGCUUUACUUAACCAUCUGCAGCAAGCUUUCAAGGUUGACUUUGAAGUGCACUCACAAGUUGUAGAAGAAACACAAAGUAUGGAGGCGCCAGUAAUGCAUCUAAAUGUCGAAGUAAUAGAAGCUAAAGAGCUUAUUUCGAAAGAUUCAAACGGCAAAAGUGAUCCAUUCUGUGCACUCUACCUCGAAUCAGCACCAACUCGAAGAUAUAACACAGCUGUUAAGACAAUGACGUUGGCGCCAGUUUGGGAGGAGCAUUUCGAACUACCGCUUGAAGAUGCUGACAAUGAUACUCUGUGCCUUGAAGUUUGGGAUUUCGAUGCUGCUGAAACGGUACCGGAAAAGAUGAGCAAAGUCAAGGAUGUUAAAGGCGUGCGAGGCUUGGUAAAAUUAGCAAAAGAGAUUGCAGUUACCGCAACCACGGGUAGUCAUGACAACGAAUUCAUUGGUCGUUGCAAGAUUCCGUUGAAAGACAUUCCGGUUACUGGACACACGACGUGGUAUUCGCUUGAAAAGAAGAACAAAUCCAAACGACGUGGUGUUGUAAGACUCAGACUGGCAUUUAGUGCAGAGCAUAAUACUCAAGUAGCAGCGCAGGAACACAGGCAUCUAGUUAGAAUUCUACUUCUUCAUGAACUCGAAACAGAAAAAGUUGAAAAGUACUGCUGGUGUGGUCGUUGGUCUGCUCCAGCAGAAGCCUUGAUUCUUCAGCACAGCGCUCAACGUGGACUGCUGGCGAGAAAUGUCUUUUUGUCGCAAUGGGUUGAAUAUUCUCGGAUUCAUCAACAGCAUCCGCUUCAUUUUGCUGUUUUCAACAAGGUUGCUGUUGAACUACUCAGGCCUCUUGAGAAUGGCCUAUUCUCCAAAGAUGAAGAGAAAUUGUUCUGGGAUGCUACGAAGAAAAUUAUCUACUCUUGUUUGAAUAGUAUUAGAAAAAUUAGGAGGCUCUCUGCGGGUGAUAAAAAUGUUAUGACACAAAUGGGCGCUAUUUUGGGAAUUCUAUCAUCAAUUUCUUCACUCAGAAUACCUGAUGACUUUGAUUUGUUUCCUCAAAAAAUGUUCGGCUGGUUUCCUGAACCCGAAGACAUAAAAGUGGAUGUAAUGAAGGCUUUGGAGUACUCCGUAAUCCAAGCGAGCGAUAGUGACGAUGAUGCGCUCAAGUACCAAAUAAAAGUGAUCCAAUUGAUUAGAGCAGAUCUUCAGCGUGCAAUGGAAAUUUACGACCGUAUGUUUAUAAAAAAAAUCAACUUUCCUUAUGCUCGGACACUUUACAUAAUGUAUGAAAAGCGAAUCAGUGAUAUGUGCAUGGUAAUUAUCGAAGACGUGUGUCUUCGUCUAAAACGAAUCGAAGUUGAUAGCACUGACGAAGUAGAGCUUACAUUGGGGACAACAUUGUUCGAACUUUAUCUAACUCUCCAGCGAUAUGCUAUGUUAAGUAACAUGUUCUGUCUAGAUGGGAUCGAUCAUAUGAAAAUCCAAAGUUACCAUGAAUGGUUCCGAGCCGGAGUUUCACACUGGUUAGAUAUAUCUGUGUACAAAGCAUUGAAGAGGAUUGAAAGGGCUGUUGAAUUUGACACCCUUCAACCAGUUGACUCUAGUGUCCAGUACAGCUCCAGCGCUGUUGAUACUUUGACGAUUUUUUACCAAAUAAAGGUCUUUUGGACUCAAUUAGCUUGGCCAGAUGUCGAAGGCUCUUACACAUUUAUUGCAAAGAUAAUUGACGACAUAUGCAAAUGCACGAUUUCGUAUGCAGACAUGAUGGCGUCAAAAGCUGAAAAAGUUGAUCAACAGAUUCAGAGCUUGGACAACAAUAGCAGCGUUUAUGAUAAAAAGUUCGAAGUCUCUAACGCUUGGUGCUUUGCUAUUAACAAUAUUGACUAUAUCAGAACUUCAAUUGGGCCAUUGACCCACGACUUAGGCCUUCAAGAUAUAAUCGACAGCUUGAGUGAGAACAAAACUCAGCAGGAAGCUGAUCGCUGUCGACAAACUCUCGAGCUUCUUAUCAAUAACACGAUGGACACUGUGAAGAACAAAAUCAUUGAGCUGCUAGAAGUCGUAGCAAACAAAAUGCAGCCUGCUAUGAGCAGAUAUCUGAUGGAAGGUGCUGAGUUGAUAGACACUACAAGCAAUGCAAUGGAUCGCUUGCUGCAAUAUUUGGACACAAACAUCACCGUAUUGCAUGACAAUCUCAAUGAAGACAAUUUUGAGAGAGUUCUCUUAGUAAUUUGGGAAAUAAUGUCUGAAACUUUGUAUAAACUCGUGUACGCUAAUUUGGAGAAGCGCAGGCCUCCAUCAUUUUACUCCAAUCUCAAUCGCACUUUACACACGUUGAUAAGGUUCUUCAAUUUAGGCGCCGAUGAGACUUCGAAUGUCAAAAUUUUGGAGAAAAUAGAACGGCUUCUCAGUCUCCAUGGACUUGAAACUGCAGAUUUGAUCCAUCGUUAUUAUUUGGAACGGGCUCAGCAACAGAAGGAUAUUGAAGAAACGUCACAUGGUAUGCUGACUGUGCGCGCUCAGUUUAUCAGUAAUUCACUGAAUGUCCAGAUUCUUAAUGCCAGAAACUUGCGGCCUAUGGAUAGUAACGGAGAUUUGAUAGGCAAGCUGUCUACUCUUGAGCGCAAACUACAUUCAAAGAGUAAACAACCGACUAAAAGACUGAAAGAGGUGAAGACAAGAAAGUGUGAUUCUUACGUCAAAAUAAGACUAUUACCGGAGGAAAAAUUCUGUGAAGUUAAGCUGCCAAAGACUCAUGUGCAGAAAGAAACCCUUUUUCCUCUUUUUGAUGAGACUGUGAACAUAGCUUUUACUCCUGAGCAGAGAAAUAUUGAGAAUGCAAUUUUGGUGUUUGAAGUCAAAGACAAAGAUUUUCUGCGGACGAAAUUUAUGGCAGAAGCAUUUUUGCAGUUCAGUGAUAUUCCAGAUACUGCAACUGAUGUGAUCCGAGCACUCGAACAUCGGAAAGGAGAUAACCAGGCAAUGGAUUUUAUUUCUAAAUUUAAUGCUAAGUUAAAUACUCGAUAA
Cotesia congregata is the source of this 3619-nucleotide messenger RNA. The record is from the annotation of a GenBank genome assembly. NCBI's taxonomy places the organism in Eukaryota, Metazoa, Arthropoda, Insecta, Hymenoptera, Braconidae.